This is a messenger RNA of Cylicostephanus goldi, 483 nucleotides long. The record is from the annotation of a GenBank genome assembly. Lineage: Eukaryota; Metazoa; Nematoda; Chromadorea; Rhabditida; Strongylidae.
GAUGACUGCUUUGUACCUAUGUCUACAAGCGUUCCCAAAGCCCCAUGGAAUCUACAUGGAAGUUGGAAGGCAAUCAAGGAAGAUGAUGAUGAGUUUUAUAUCCAAACUCAGAGCGACGUUGGUCUUGAGUUCGUGGUCGAUGACCAGGAGAAUUUGGAGGUUGUAUGCACAUUGUGCGCUCGAUGGUAUCCUCGCGGUAUGCAUGAAAAAAUCAAUAAUCAUAUUCGAUCAUUCCAGCAUCUUAGCCAUUAUUUGCACGCCACCAAUCGCAAUCUACUUUCUAUGGUAAUGGUGCAGAAAACUGAAGCUGCUAGUAGAGAGUUAGCUCUUGAAUGGCUAAAGCGUUCAAUUCACCAUGACAUGGAUGAAAUGCGAGUUUAUUCACCGGAAAUGGCACAGAAAAUGAAGCAUUGGGGCACCAUAACCAUGAGGAAGGUGAGUAUCAUUUUGUGUUUCCGGUACAACUACCCCCGGGGUGAUUAA